GUCGUUGCGUUGCCAUUGACAACGAACACUGCGUUCAUCUCGUUCCCAGAGCGUAUAUACGUUACUCGUUAUAGAGCGGAGUUAAGUUCUUUAUUGUAUCAAACACAGGCAGAUAUUUGCUUUGUUCAUCGAGGCCGCAGAGUUUACCUUAAAAAGAUAAGAUGUGAAUGAACCAGAGGUGACAGUUGGUGAAGGGGAUAAACCGUGUCAGCCAAUUAGCCCGCUAGCUAACGGUAGCACGUCAAGCUAAUCUCCUUGCUCUGGAUAGUUAAUCUCUUUUCAUUACAAUUAUCGACCUGUAUUUCAGGUGGAAAUGUGGCCAACAAGCUGCGAAUAGCACACGUUUAAGGUGGACCACAAGUAACCGGAUAACCUGUGUGGAAGAUCUGAAAGAAGAAGAAGAUGGACAUCCAGCUCAAUCGAGUUGAUUAUAUUCAGGUAAAGGUGCUUUAUUUGUCUACACAGCAUUCUGAUUCUCUGACACCUGCCUUUAAACUGAUCUCUAAUCAGUUCACUUCACCUCAGGUAAGUUUCUGUCCUCAGCCAAGUAGUUUAAGGUGUUUUUGUUUGAGUUUAACCAACACAAAGUUAGAGUAAAAAGGAUGAAAACUAGAACACUGUGGCGCUCUUUUGGCUGUGGUUUGAUCAGGCUGUGACUAAAAUAAAUAAACCAGAGCACAGAAAAUCAUGAUUAAUGAAUAUCUGCCUCCAACAGCAUGUUCAUGACCUCCUUGGCAGUCUAGUUGCACCAGCCGAGUAGUAGCUUAUCACAAAUAAGGAUGAGCUGGUAUUAAUUUUAGGUGAGCAAACCCGGCUGGUAAAUUCCUCAGAGGUCACCGAGUUUGAAUUUUUUUUUGUGAUAAUCUUAAUGAAAGGUUCUUUUAGAUUUACAGAGGAACAAUGAUUGAGAAGGGGGUCCAGGAAAAUACUGAGCACACUUAAUCUACUGCAUUCUGCUGAAUAUUUGAUGUUAUUGAUGGUGAAAAAAAUGAGCAGAAGGGAAACUAAAUUAUAAUUUGAUUAGAAACAAAAAUGCUGCUUUCUGCAUGAAGUUACAUUUUGGUAAAUGUGACAGUUCUCAACUUAAUAAAUAAUAAUAAUGCGUCAGAUUUCGUAUGUUGCUUCAUCAGAGACCCUUAAAGCGCUUUACAUUGGAUACAUCAUUUAUUCGCUCACACAGUCACACCCUGGUGGUGGUGAACUACCUCAGAAGUCACAGUUGUCCUGGGAAACAUGGCUGCCAGUUUGCGCCUACAGCCUCUCCGACCACCACCACACAACACUCACAUCAUACAUCAGUGGAGGACACACACUGGGAGCAAAGUGGGUUAAGUGUUUUGCCCAAGGACACAACAGACAGACUAGGGAUAGGGGAGAAUCGAACCGCUAACCUUCAAGUUAUUGGACAACCGCUCUAUCUCCUGAACUACUGCUGCCCCUUAAAUUAAGUUUUGUAUCAACCAAACACAACUUGGCAGAUAAAAUAGAACUGAAAUAGAAUAAAGUAAAUGUGACAAUAAGGACCAGAUUUUAUAAAAUCAAUAAAACAUGAUGUACACAAAAGUGGAAAUAAUCACUGUGCAGCUGUGCAUGAAUGUGCAUGAUGACGUGAGUGCAAAAUGGAGUCCAGUGUGUGUUGAGAAUACGCCGAAAGUUUAGUUCUACUUAUAAAUGUAGUGUUAAGUGAUGAACUAGAGGGUGGGAAAACAAAACAAAAAAAAACUAUUACUGUGGCUGCUUGGUGGUUUUCAUUCUAAGGGAAAGCAGCCCCUUGCCUGGUGAGAGGGUCUGUCAAUCUGUGCCCAAUGCCUAAGGCAGGGGUGGGGGGCAGUCUAACCUCCAUGCCUCAGGUUCCCAGAGGUGUAAAAGACCCAGAGGGAUCAGUCGACUUUAAUAAUACCUGUAUUUAUGCUUUGUCCUCUCAGGUGGGUGUGACAUCCCAGAAAACCAUGAGGCUGCUUCCAGCACUGGGGAAAAAGGCAACACAAAAGGUAUAAACCUCCUCUGAGUUUCUUUGCAUUGUGCAUCAAUCUCAUUGCAUAUUGUUGCAGCGACAUGGUUUUGGUUACCUUCUGUAUUUUUCAGGUUGCUAUUGCUGAUCAUGAUGGAGUGCUGACAUGUUUUGGAAUGAAGAAAGGAGAAGCUGUGGUGGGUUUCCUCAUGGUUUAGGUUAUAUUUGCUCCUCUUUUAUCUCGUGCAUCUGGAUGUGUCUAAUGACAAGAACUUUUUCUCCUUGUUUCAGCCUGUUUUUAAGACACUCCCAGGCCCCAAAAUUUCCAGAAUGGAUCUUGGAGGAGCUGCAGGAACUCCACAGGAGAAGAUCUUUGUUUGUUCUGGUUCUCAGGUCCGAGGGUUUACCAAGAAAGGCAAACAGUUCCUCACCUUUGAAGCCAACCUCACAGAGAGCAUUAACGCCAUGUAGGAACCAUUUCUUCCUUUCGUGAUUGGCUGACACUGCUUUUAUAGACACAUUCAGAACUCUGUGUUUUUGUUGUCUUUCUUCCAGGCAUGUGGCAGGUGCUGACCUUUUUGUGUGUGCCAGUUACAUCUACAACCACUACUGUGACUGCAAGGACCAGGACUACUACCUCUCUGGAGACAAGAUCAAUGAUAUCACGUGUUUGUCCUCAGAGAACUUAACCAACAUUGUUCCGGUCCUGGCGUGCCAAGAUCGAGUUCUCAGAGUCCUGCAGGUUGAAUAAAAAUUUCUGUCAAUAUUUGAUUUUGAUAUGUAAGGUGUUGUACUUCAAAUAUAUAUUAUAGAAUAUAUUUGUCUAUAUUUUUAACACUGCAGGGGUCUGAGCUUGCCUAUGAUGUUGAAGUCCCUGGUCCUCCGUCUGUCUUGGAACUAUACAACAAAGAUGGAGGUGAGUUGUUGUUCCUCCACCUACGCUCAGUACCAAAUUAAACACAAUAUUGCUUCAUGCAGAGCUGCCAUCUGUUGUAACAUCAAAGAUUUUUCUUAGAUGUUACAGGUGAGGACGUCCUCUAUGGAACUACAGAUGGCAAAAUAGGAUUGGUCCAAAUUGGUAAGGGCUCCGCUGCAACUAAAUGGGAGAUUGACAAUGACAAGAAGAAAGGAGGUAAGUUGUUUGCAUGAUAACACCAAGCUUUCAUUUGUUUUAGUCACCAAAUACAAACAGUUGACUCAUUAGGAUUGAUAAAAAAUAUAAAGUUAUUAGAGUCAUAAAUUUUUCAUUUGCAGGUGGUUAGAAACUUUGGGUAACAGUUCCAUCUUGUUUUGUUAACUCUCACCUCUUUAAGUAAUCUCCAUCAUCCUACUCUAUCUCGUUCUCCCUUCAGGAAUCCUGUGCAUUGACACUUACGAUAUUCUUGGAGACGGAGUGAAUGACGUCUUGGUGGGCAGAGAUGAUGGGACAGUUGAGAUCUAUGGUUUUGAAAGCACAAAUGAACCAACGUUACGCUUUGAACAUGUGAGUUUUUUUAUCGGAACAACCUGUCUAAUGUGGAGAUUCUAUUCACUCCAAUUAAUCGAGAGUUUUCCAAAUGAAAGCAAACUGUUUAGAGAAGCUGUGUCGGCUCAGAUUUUAACUGAGUUUGUUAGAGUGUUUUUUGUAAGUUGAAGUUAUUGUGUUUUUUUGCCAUGGACCUUUUCAGCCACAAAGCUCCAUUUCAUUCUGAUUAUUCAUUGCUCAAAAAUUCUUUUUUCUCCACUAAAGGUGUUGUCAGAGAGUGUGACUUCUGUCCAGGGUGGCUGCGUAGGAAAGGAGUCUUAUGAUGAAAUCCUGACUGCUACAUACACAGGUUAGAUUGAAUAAGAACAGCGUCAGGUUUUCUUAUACUGCAGAUGGGCACCAGGGGGAGCUCUAAAUCUUUUGGCUUAGCUGGGUGGAUACUCACUUUGUAUAAGUCUCUGUGUGAAGCCCGUUAUAUAUUUUUACUAAUUACCUCUUUUAGGAUGGGUGACUGGUUUGACCACAGAGCCACAGAAGGUUGAAGCUGGCCCUGGAGACGAGGUCAGGAUGAGUAAGGAGACCCAGUCUAAAGUCGAAGCCCUCAGGUAUCAGUAAAAUUGUGUUUUAUUUCUCAUUACACACAAAGGUCUUUUACCCUGCAGUGAGGUUGAGAUUUAUAACAAAUCUGUUCAUUGGUUAUUUAUCUCCUUCCCUCUCAGGGCCGAGCUUGAGCAACUGCAGGUCAAAGUCCUGCAGGGCCGAGAGCAGUACCAGCAGACAUCUCAGUCCAGCACAGCUGUCUCUGCCGUUCCCAUCUUCAGCAUCAAUGACAAGUUCACUCUCUGCCAGGAUGACGCCAGCUACAGCCUCACUUUAGAGGUGCAGACUGCCAUCGACAAUCUGCUGCUCCAGGUCUGCUGAUUUAUUCAGUCCUUGACAGAAUAACUUGAAGCUUUAGAUCCAGCUCACAAUAAAUACGUCAGGCUGCAGAAAAUACAACUAAAAGAUGAAUCUCCUGUGUAGAGCGACGUCCCCAUAGACCUGCUGGAUGUGGAUAAGAACUCAGCUGUUGUCAGUUUCAGUGAAUGUGAUUCAGAGGUGAGCUGGGAAAACUGUUUCCACACAAGACAGGCAUACUGUAAAAAUAAAAUCAUCUACUCGUUGCUUCUCUAAAAGGACUAAUGGACGUGUUCUGUUUUCAGCAGCCUAAUGGGAACUUCCUCCUGGCUACUUACAGAUGUCAGGCUAACACUACCAGACUUGAACUCAAGGUAACAUGUGCAUCAAAACCCUUUUUGUUGUUGUUGUUGUUGUUUUGGAUGUGUUGAUGUCUCUGACAGUUCUCGUGUUUGUGUGUCAAUCUCCUCUCCCAAAACAGAAAUGGUUGUGUUACAUUAUUUGUUAUGUUGUCAGAAAUAUGCACCCUUUCAAUUAUCAUAAAUGAGUCACUGCAGAAAAGCACUGUCUCUCUUUUGUUGUAGGUGAGGUCCAUUGAGGGACAGUAUGGGACUCUGCAGGCAUACAUCACCCCAAGACUGCAACCCAAGACCUGCCAGGUCCGCAAGUACCAGAUCAAACCUUUGUCUCUCCACCAGCGAAUGCACAGCAUCGACCAAGACAGGUGACUAUAAUAUCAAGUUCUCAUUUAAAUGGGAAUCAGCUAGGACAUUUUAUUUUUGAGGGGGUUGCUUAGAUGGCUUGUAGGGGACUACUACUCACAUCCAAAACAAAAUGCUGGACCAAGCUACACUCUAUCAGAAGAAUGCCAAAUAGCAACUGUGAGAUGUGUGUUUUGUUUCAGAUUAUCUAUCUUAAAAAGUAUUUUUUAAUAUAUGGAAGACUGAAAUUAUAACAGUGUAUUCAGUCUCAUUAUUUUUACUGUACAAAAGAAAUAAAUCUGUCACUCCCUUUCUCUCUGUGUUUCUCAAACAGACCCAUGAACAGACUCAGUCUGGUGGGGCAGUUCAGUUUUGCAGAGAUCCACUCCUGGGUGGUCUUCUGUUUGCCGGAGGUUCCAGAGAAAACACCAGCAGGAGAAAACAUUUCCUUCUAUUUCAAUAACACUUUUCUCGGGACACAGCUUGAAGCCACCUACUGGUAAACAACAGCACAAAGUAGAACAGCUGUUCUGUGCACUGGCUGUACAGGGUUGUACAAUACCAUGUCUAAUGUCUCUCAGAAUGUUUCAAUUAAUGUUCUGUUUAUAAUUUUGCAUUGGAAUUUAUAUACAAACAUACAUGUUUUUGCUCUAAUUUGUCAUUUCAGCAAAGGGGAGGGUCACUUCAGGUCAGACAACAUCUCCACCAUCUCCAUACUGAGUGACGUUCUCUCUAAAGAAGCCACAAAGAAGAAAAUCAAUCUGAACAUUUCAUACGGUACAUAUUUUAUUUUACAGUAUCUGCUCAUGGCAAUUAGUCAAAGAUCUAAUUUGAGUAAAUCUAACCCUGUUGUCCUUUUUUUUUAUUUCAGAUAUUGAUGAUGACUCUGUGAGCCACACCCUGAAGAUGAUACACCCAAAGCUGGAGUAUCAGUUGCUGUUGGCAAGAAAAGUUCAACUCAUUGAUGCACUUAAAGUUAGUAUUUUAGUAAAGUUAGUCAUUUUACCAGAAGCCAUUUUAGUAUGUACAUUUAUUGAUUUAUUUAAUGGUUAUUUAACAGGGACAAUACAUACAGCAUUGCCACUAAAAAUGGAAAAUGUGAUGCAUACAAGAUGUCUGGCUUCAACUAAUUUGCAGUCUUUGUCUGGUCAGGCUUUAGAGUGGGAUUAAAUACAUAUCUUAUGUAUGAUGACAAAACCUCCUUGGUUUAAGGCUUCAAGGUUAUUCAUCGCAGUUGCAGUGGCCUCACUUCUCUCAAAUUUUUGGUGAACAGGAGCUGCAGGUUCAUGAGGGGAACGCUGACUUCCUGAUCCCAGAGUAUCGCAACAUCUUGGAUGAAUCUGCUAAUCUCCUUGAGGAGUACAAGAAGCAGCCUGCACACCUCGAGAGGCUUUAUGGUACAGUGUUUUUAUUGCAUCGUAAACUCUUGUUCUGAUUACAUCUGAAUGUCUUUUAGUCCAUGUGUCAUUUGCUGUUUUUCCCCAUAAUUGUCAGCUUAUUGCUUUUACAUUAAGACUGAUGAUACAGCCCCAAAACUUAAAACAGCACAAAAUAAGCAUCAGCAACAAAAAAGAAGAGCUUGAAUGUGAUGAACAUAACUAAUAUUUUUCUUUCUCUUUCCUGUAGGAAUGAUCACCGACCUGUUCAUCGACAAAUUUAAGUUCAAAGGCCAGAAUGUAAAAACUAAAGUGUCUUCAUUGCUGGAGAUACUUGAAAAUUACGACUUAAAUUCUCUGUUGAAUUUUUUCAAUGAGGUAUGAUAUUAAGUUGAUUAGAGGGUAUAUUUAUGUACUGUUUAUGGUCUGUAUCUGUGCUGUUUUUGUACUAUAAAUGCUUAAAGCAUUCUUUUAUAAUAGACACUACCAUCAGGGGGUGUUAAUGUUAUACUGUCAUGUAGAUACAUUUUGUCCUAUUUUUGUUAUUUAUACUGUCUUGUUGAUAGCAUCUAAAACAGAGGUAAUUACAAGAAUAAAGCCAGUGUAGUGAAGGACUGUCUUUAUGAGUGGCAAAACUGUGGAUUAUGUUGAAAGUUUCAGUAAAACAGCUAAAAGCGCACAGAUUUUUUUUUCUUAUACAAUCACAACAUGGUGAUGUAAUCUAUUCAAAUAAGAGUUGAAAGUAAAGUAAAAUGAAUAGACACAGCUAAGUGUAAAACUUACAGAAAUAAAGCUUCUGUGAUACCAGUAGCCAAAUGUGACAUUGAAUCAUUUUCAACACAAAAUGCCACACCUUAUUUAUUGUUAUCAUUAAACUGAACCACUAAA
Xyrichtys novacula (pearly razorfish) is the source of this 7278-nucleotide messenger RNA. Lineage: Eukaryota; Metazoa; Chordata; Actinopteri; Labriformes; Labridae. The record is from the annotation of a GenBank genome assembly.